GUCACUUCCAUUUCCAGCCAUGCUUUCCUUUUUCUCUUUCCUUGCCGGUUGCAUCAGUCAGGUUAUCGAGUGAUACAUUAGUGGAAUGGCUUUACCUGUGCCAGAGUCCAUCAAUUUCCCCACGGAGGAGGAACGCAUUCUGCAACUGUGGCGUGACCAGAACUGUUUUCAGGAAUGCUUGAAGCAGUCCAAGAAUCGUCCAAAAUUUACCUUCUAUGAUGGUCCACCUUUCGCCACUGGGCUGCCUCAUUAUGGUCACAUUCUGGCAGGCACUAUUAAGGAUAUUGUUACCAGGUUCGCACAUCAGAGUGGAUUUCAUGUUGAACGUAGGUUUGGAUGGGACUGUCAUGGACUACCUGUGGAGUAUGAAAUAGACAAAACUCUGGGGAUCAGAGGACCUGACGAUGUAGCCAAAAUGGGAAUUGCAGAAUAUAACCGACAGUGUCGAAAUAUUGUGAUGAGAUAUGCCGGAGAGUGGGAGGCAAGUGUCACUAGGCUUGGGCGGUGGAUUGACUUUAAGAAUGAUUACAAAACUCUCUAUCCUUGGUUUAUGGAAUCCGUGUGGUGGGUUUUCAAGCAACUGUAUGACAAAGGCUUUGUUUACAGAGGUGUGAAAGUUAUGCCUUUUUCAACUGCAUGUAAUACUCCACUUUCAAACUUUGAGUCUCAUCAGAACUACAAGGAUGUUCAGGAUCCCUCAGUUAUAGUGAGUUUUCCUUUACUGGAGGAUCAGAACAUUAGUCUCAUCGCUUGGACCACCACUCCAUGGACUUUACCUAGUAACUUGGCUCUGUGUGUCAACCCAGACUUGAUUUAUGUUCGUGUCAAAGAUAACACAACAGGAAAGAUGUAUAUCUUGAUGGAAGCCCGUCUUAGCAUUCUCUACAAGUCUGACUGUGAGUUUGAAAUCCUGGACAAGUUUCAAGGCAAAGCUCUAAAGGGCAAGUUAUAUAAACCACUCUUUGAUUAUUUUAUCAAGUGCAGAGCAAAUGGUGCAUUUGCUGUUGUUUUGGACAACUACGUCAAAGAGGAUGAGGGCACUGGUGUUGUACACCAGGCUCCGUACUUUGGUGCUGAUGACUACAGAGUAUGCAUGGAUUAUAAAAUAAUCCAGAAGGACUCUGUACCAGUGUGUCCAGUAGAUGCAGCCGGCUGCUUUACUAAUGAAGUGACACACUUUGCUGGGCAGUAUGUAAAGGAUGCGGACAAAAACAUCAUAAAAUUUCUGAAAGAUAAUGGACGCUUGGUCAGUGCUAGCACCUUUAAGCACAAUUAUCCUUUCUGCUGGAGGUCAGAUACACCACUAAUUUAUAAAGCUGUGCCUAGCUGGUUUGUACGAGUGGAACAUAUGGUGGACAAACUUUUGGAGAACAAUGGAAAAUGUUAUUGGGUCCCAGACUUUGUGAGAGAGAAGCGUUUUGGGAACUGGCUAAAGGAUGCUCGUGACUGGGCAAUUUCUAGGAACAGAUACUGGGGAACUCCUAUUCCUCUUUGGGUUAGUGAAGACUUUGAAGAGGUAGUGUGUGUUGGCUCUGUAGCAGAGCUGGAAGAGUUGACUGGAAAAAAAAUAAGUGACUUGCAUCGAGAGAGCAUAGAUGAGCUGACCAUCCCCUCUCGCUGCGGGAAAGGCGUGCUGCAUCGGGUACCAGAAGUGUUUGACUGCUGGUUUGAAAGUGGAAGCAUGCCAUAUGCACAAGUACAUUACCCCUUUGAACAUCAAAAGGAAUUUGAUGACACCUUCCCUGCUGACUUCAUUGCAGAAGGCAUUGACCAGACACGGGGAUGGUUUUACACUUUGCUUGUCUUAUCCACUGCACUAUUUGGAAAACCUCCCUUCUUGAAUGUCAUUGUGAAUGGGUUAGUCCUGGCCAGUGAUGGACAGAAGAUGAGCAAACGAAAGAAGAAUUAUCCUGAUCCAAUGCAGAUUGUGCAAAACUAUGGAGCUGAUGCAUUACGGUUGUAUCUCAUCAAUUCCCCAGUGGUUCGUGCUGAAAACUUGAGAUUCAAGGAGGAGGGUGUCAGGGAUGUUCUGAAGGAUGUCUUUCUGCCAUGGUACAAUGCUUAUCGCUUCCUCAUCCAGAACGUCAUAAGACUAGAAAAGGAUGAAGGAGUGCAGUUCCUAUAUAAUGAGAGCAAUGCCAGAGACAGUGACAACAUUAUGGACAAGUGGAUUUUGUCUUUCACUCAGUCACUCAUCCAAUUUUUCAAGGCAGAGAUGAAUGCAUACAGGUUAUACACAGUGGUCCCCAGACUGGUUAAGUUUGUUGACAUGCUGACCAACUGGUAUGUACGAACAAAUCGCAGAAGAUUAAAGGGUGAGAGUGGAAGAGAAGAUUGUAUUGCUGCUGUAGAAACACUGUUUAGUGUGCUCUUCUCGAUGUGUCGACUCAUGGCUCCCUUCACACCCUUCAUAACAGAAAUGAUGUACCAAAAUUUGAGACUUCUCAUUGAUCCAGCGUCUUUAGAUGAGAAAGACUGGAGAAGCAUUCACUAUCUGAUGCUUCCUUGUGUUAGAGAAUCAUUAAUCAGUAAGCCUAUAGAGAGUGCUGUGUCCCAGAUGCAGUCUGUCAUUGAACUUGGGAGAGUGAUAAGAGACAGGAAGACGCUUCCAGUAAAGUACCCCCUGAAAGAAGUUGUCGUAAUUCACCAGGAUCCCAAAGCUCUAAAAGACAUUCAGUCUUUGGAAAAGUACAUUCUAGAGGAACUCAAUGUUCGUCAGCUGACUCUUUCAACUGAUAAAGAUAAGUAUGGCAUCCGGCUUAGGGCUGAACCAGAUCAUAUGAUUCUUGGGAAGCGCUUGAAAGGGGCCUUCAAGUCAGUAAGCUCAGCGGUUAAAGAGCUAACAAGCCAGCAGCUAGAGGCUUUUCAAAAAACAGGAGUUAUUGAAGUACAGGGUCAUGAACUCCAUGAGGAGGAUAUACGGCUCAUGUACAGCUUCAAUGCAGAGUCUGGACUGGCUGCACAGUAUGAAGCCCAUUCAGAUGCACAUGUUUUAAUUUUAUUGGAUGUAACCCCUGACCAAUCCAUGGUGGAUGAAGGAGUGGCACGGGAAGUGAUUAACCGCAUCCAAAAGCUGCGGAAGAAGGCUCAUUUAGUACCUUCUGAUGAAAUAAGUGUUUACUACACUUGUGAGCCAAAAGCACAUUACCUUGAGCAUGUCAUUCAUGCCCACAACAGUUUCAUUCUAGCCACAAUUAAGGCUCCUUUGAUAUAUGGCUCAGCUUCUUCAAAUGCCAGUGUCAUUAUUGAUGAGAAAACUCAGCUAAAGGGAUCCGAUCUGCACUUGUGCCUUGUAAAAGGUACUUCAGAAGGAAGCACCUCAGGACCUUCUCCAGUCUGUGCCUACGUCAAUGUGAAAAAUGGGGAAAGAGGAGGGGUCCUGCUACUGGAGAAUCCAAAGGGUGACAAUCAGAUGAACUAUCUUGGCCUGCGUACUGCCUGUUGUAGAAUAUUUGAGCUUAAUAGCCAGGGAAUGGCUAUUUUUGUUGGGCACACUAAACUAAACAGCAAAACAGAUCUGUUAGCCCUAAAUGGGCAAACACUGUACAUCUCCUCUGGAGCAUCCCAGGUUGACCUCUUCUCUGCAGAGCCACCUUUCUGUCGCUACAUAAACCUUAAACUGCUCAAUUCAAAACCACAAGAAUGUCAGAGUGGCUUCCUUGGAACACUUUUGCUAGAAAACCCUCUUGGCCAGAGCAAGCUGACAUACAGUUGUCUACUUCAUGAAGCCGCAAGGCUGUUUGGUCUGCGUGGCCGGCGACUCCGACUGUACCUGGAUGAGGCUUUGACUGAAGAGGUUCUGCUGAACAGCUCACUGGAAACUCUAGAUGCUAAGAUGGUUUAUGUUCACGUUCUUCCCACAACAGCAGAGGCCUGAAUAUCACAUGAAGUACACUUUGCCUUUUUCCCCUGAAACCUCUUGCCUGGUUUGGAUGCUUGUGGAUAUUCCUUGUUUGUUUUCAGAUUUGUGUAUUACUGGCAUUUCACCUGUGGGAAUGAUGAGCUUGCAGCUUACUUAAAGCACUAUAUAGGUUGUUCACUUUUUAAAAUGCUUAAAAAAGGAUUUUCUGUUGUACCUACAGUAACAUUGCUUACAAAGUACUAUCUUAUGUAGUAGGCAUGGAGGUUGGAAGAGUCUGUAUUUCUGUUUGUGGUAAUUUGCUAUUCUUGAAUAAACCACAUACUUUAUGGGAUCUAC
Molecule: messenger RNA, 4198 nt
Organism: Polypterus senegalus (gray bichir)
Lineage: Eukaryota; Metazoa; Chordata; Cladistia; Polypteriformes; Polypteridae
Gene: iars1
Product: isoleucyl-tRNA synthetase 1
Exons: 34
Coding region: 86-3877 (1263 amino acids)
Biological process (GO): isoleucyl-tRNA aminoacylation
Molecular function (GO): isoleucine-tRNA ligase activity; aminoacyl-tRNA deacylase activity; ATP binding
Source: RefSeq, a predicted model, not a curated record